Molecule: messenger RNA, 2089 nt
Organism: Mirounga angustirostris (Northern elephant seal)
Lineage: Eukaryota; Metazoa; Chordata; Mammalia; Carnivora; Phocidae
Gene: IFI35
Product: interferon induced protein 35
Exons: 5
Coding region: 838-2001 (387 amino acids)
Cellular component (GO): nucleus
Source: RefSeq, a predicted model, not a curated record
AUACAUGCUUGACUUCUAUCAGUAUGACUUUGAGCAAGGUUCUAUACUUCCCUGCUUCAGACGUUUAGAAUUUCAUCUGUAAAAUGGCAAAACCAACUUUGUGGGGUUGUUUGGAAGACUGAGUUAACACAUGUGAAGCAGAUCCAGUAUUGGGCACAGAAGAGCUCUCCACAAAUGGCUGGCUAUGAGCAUGGCUUUGUGAACUUGAGAGGCCUUAUCCUGGUUGCAUUUCUCAUUCAAUCUUAGUCUGCCUGUGCCCGUCUUUCUAGGCUCCAGGGAAAUUUUUUUUUUUUUUUUAAGAUUUUAUUUAUUUGACAGUGAGAGAGGGAACACAAGCAGGGGGAGUGGGAGAAGCAGGCUUCCCGUGGAGCAGGGAGCCUAAUGCGGGACUUGAUCCCAGGACCCUGGGAUCAUGACCUGAGCCGAAGGCAGACGCUUAACAACUCAGCCACCCAGUGCCCCUCCAGGGAAAUAUCUUUAACAGCAGACAAAAUUCUACCAACGGGCUUGUACUGCGAUUAAUAGGCUGGGAAUCAGUGGUUGAUUGGGGCCCAUAUUCUGUUUGCUGUUACUUGUGGGUGGCUUCCCCUCAGGCCUCCAGUCAGCGAAGUCAACUUCCAAGGCCAGAAGGGCUCCUCCCAGGGGCGGGGAAACCAGCUGGGGCGUGUAAACAACCGCCAGGGUUUUGCUGAAAUGAAAGUGGAAGUGUAUCUUAGACCCAGCUUGGAGAGGACAAAGACACCUCGGAAGGUAGAAGCAAGAGUUUAGUUAUAGGGGACACUGUCUCUUUGUGCCCAGCUCUGAAGCCUCAGCUCUUGUCAACCGGACCCCAGGCCCAUGUCAGUGAUGUAUGGUGAUGCCACCCUCGAUGCCCUCCGGGAGGAGCAGGCCGGACUGAAGAGCAGGCUGCAGGAGCUGCAGCGGCGGCGGAGGGAGCUCAGGGCCCUACCCUACGACCAGGUCCCAUUCCAGGCACCUGCGGUCCCUCUGGUGUUCCGAGGACACACUCAGCAGGGCCAGGAAGCGCCCAAGUGGUUGGUCUCCAAAGUGCGGAUCGGCUACCCUCUGUCUGGAGGCUCUGCUCUGGUCACCUUCAAUGACCCCAAGGGUGAGUCCUCUGAGAGAGGCCCCGGGAGGGAGGCUGGGAGGCUUCCCGGCACUGACCAUGCUCCCCCCACCCCGGGGCGCCCCCCUCCAGUGGCCCAGAGGGUGUUGCAACAAAAGGAGCAUGAGAUCCACAUAGAGGAAUGCCGGCUGCGGGUGCAAGUGCGGGCUCUGGAGCUGCCCGUGGUGACCACCAUACAGGUGUCCACUCAGGUGAGCAGGCGCAGCGUGCUGGUCAGUGGGUUUCCUGCCGGGCUCAGGCUGGGUGAGGAGGAGCUGCUGGACAAGCUGGAGAUCUUCUUUGGCAAGACCAGGAACGGGGGUGGUGACGUGGAGUCUCGGGAGCUGCUGCGAGGGGGCGUCGUGCUGGGUUUCACUGAGGGCGCAGUGGCCCAGUACUUGUGCCGGGUUGGCCAGUUCACAGUGCCACUGGGCGAGUGUAAGUGCCCUGUGAGAGUCUCCCCCUACCUCAGUGGGGAGAUCCAGAAGGCCGAGGUAAGUGGGAAGGUUACUCGGGGGCUGGGCCGGGCGCCUGCCUGCCUGCCUGCCGGAAACUUGCCCAAGGAUCAGAGUCCCCGAACCCCUCUGCCCUCCCCCUUGCCAGCCUCUCUGGCCUCCUCGCCCCUUCCCUACCCCCAGGGGUACCACCUGCCCCCAGUCCCUGACUCCCAGGAGCCUUUGCCCAUCCCCUGGCUCCUUUUCCAGAUCGCGUUCCGGCCGGUGCCCCAGUCAGUGCUGGUGCUCAACAUUCCUGAUGUCCUGGAUGGCUCGCAGCUGCAGGACAUCCUGGAGACCCACUUCCAGAAGCCCUCCCGCGGAGGUGGGGAGGUGGAGGCCCUGAGAGUCGUGCCCCCCGGACAGCGGGGCCUGGCGGUCUUCACCGCCACCUCGGGCUAAGAGCCUGCCCUCCUCGGCGCCCGCACCCAUCUGCCAAGCCUCUCGAACCAGGCUGCCCAAGAACAAUAAAAGUGGCGUGAUCUUCUCA